AUGGGUGUAGACAAAGAGGUCUCCAACUGCCCACAUUGUGAGGAGAUUUUCCCAAUUCUAUCAAAGCUAAAAAUACACCUAAAAAUACACACAGGAGAGAAGCCUUACUCCUGCUCUGACUGUGGGGGGAGAUUCUCCCGAUUGGAUACCUUAAAAUGUCACCAACGAAUACAUACAGGAGAGAAGCCUUACUCCUGCUUUGACUGUGGUAAAUGCUUUAAAACAUCAACUGAGCUAAAAUCUCAUCAGCGAAGACACACAGGAGAGAAGCCUUACUCCUGCUCUGACUGUGGGGAGAGUUUCUCCAGAUUGGAUACCUUAAAAUGUCACCAACAAAUGCAUACAGGAGUGAAGCCCUACUCUUGCUCUGAAUGUGGAAAGAGUUUCUCUCAACAGGGCAACUUAAAAACACACCAACGUAUACAUAAAGGAGAGAAGCCUUACUCCUGCUUUGACUGUGGGAAAGGCUUUAAAACAUCAACUGAGCUAAAAUCUCAUCAGAGAACUCACACAGGAGAGAAGCCUCACUACUGCUCUGACUGUGGGGCGAGUUUCUCUCAAUUGAGCAAUUUAAGAAGACACCAACGUAUACAUAAAGGAGAGAAGCCUUACUACUGCUCUGACUGUGGGACAAGUUUCUCUCAAUUGAGCAACUUAAAAACACACCAACGUAUACAUAAAGGAGAGAAGUUCUCUCAGACCAGCUAAGAUUAAAGUCACUCCAUCACUUAAUUCUCAUUUGAUAAAAGAAGUGGUAAAAGUGAAUUGGAUCAAAUUAAGAAAGCGUAGAACACUAUUUUAAUCCAGUUGUUUCUCACUGGGAGAACCGUGCAGAGGAAAGGGAGCGUUAUAGAAUGUUAGCCUCUCUUUACUUUACUGAUCAGUGUGCACCUGGUCAGUUUUGGUGUGUUUUGUUAGAUUCUACUGUAAACAUAUUGAGAUUACCUGGAUUUUCCCUUAGCGUUGAAAACCCUCUGAGGGAUCACUUGUUAAAACAAUGGAGUGUGAUGGUUGACUGGGUGGUACGGCUUCCCUCUGCAGUUUUCUGUGGGAAUGAGCUGGUAAUCACAACAUGUAUCAGAUAGAGAUGGUGUGAUGAUCAGUUUUCACCACUAGUUUGGGUAUAUUAUUUUUGCUUUUAAUCAACUUUGUUUGUUUGAAACAUCUACACUGGAAACAAUAUAUAUAAAUGCAACAUGUGAAGUGUUGGUCGCAUGUUUCAAGACCAGAAAUGUUCCAUCUGCACAGAAAGUGUAUUUCUCUCAAAUGCUGUGCUCAAA
Messenger RNA from Salvelinus namaycush (lake trout), 1280 nucleotides. Its product is annotated as zinc finger protein 239-like. Gene Ontology annotation, biological process: regulation of immune system process; negative regulation of transcription by RNA polymerase II; regulation of cytokine production. The transcript is spliced from 2 exons. NCBI's taxonomy places the organism in Eukaryota, Metazoa, Chordata, Actinopteri, Salmoniformes, Salmonidae. The record is from RefSeq and is a predicted model, not a curated record. Bases 1 to 708 code for a protein of 235 amino acids.